AUGUCAGAGAUAAAUGUUGAAAUAAAAGAUUUACCAAAGAGUGAUACUAUUGGUGUCUUUGGUGUUGGUCCAUAUGCCGUUGCAAUUAAGCAAAGCUGUGGUGAACUUUUCAAGUUUGUUGGUCAAAAUAACAUUAACCACGGUUCAUUUAUUGCUGCUUCCGUAAGUGUUUCAUCCGAACAAUUGGCUGCUAUCAAACUCACCGGUGACGAACCAGUAAAGCAUAUCUCAUGGGAAGAGGGUACCUAUGCAGUCUUCACUCACAAAGGUCCCUACGAAAACCUUUCAAAGACCUACGAUUAUUUCUUCAAGAACUGGUUGCCAACCUCAAGCAGAAUUCCAUCAGAAUCGCCAUCAGUUGAAGUCUAUUUAAAUGACAGUCAGAAAGUAUCCCCAGCUGACUUGAUCACUGAAAUCUACAUUAAAUUACAACCCACCACCAAUUAA
This is a messenger RNA of Heterostelium album PN500, 447 nucleotides long. RefSeq names its product AraC family transcriptional regulator. NCBI's taxonomy places the organism in Eukaryota, Evosea, Eumycetozoa, Acytosteliales, Acytosteliaceae. The coding region runs from base 1 to 447 and encodes 148 amino acids. The record is from RefSeq and is a predicted model, not a curated record. The transcript has 2 exons.